Pelecanus crispus (Dalmatian pelican) is the source of this 906-nucleotide messenger RNA. RefSeq names its product olfactory receptor 9G19-like. Lineage: Eukaryota; Metazoa; Chordata; Aves; Pelecaniformes; Pelecanidae. Gene Ontology annotation, molecular function: G protein-coupled receptor activity; olfactory receptor activity. Gene Ontology annotation, biological process: G protein-coupled receptor signaling pathway. Gene Ontology annotation, cellular component: membrane. The record is from RefSeq and is a predicted model, not a curated record.
AUGGAAGAGAGGAACCACAGUUUGGUCACCAGCUUCAUCCUCCUGGGGUUCACCACUGACCCAAAGCUUCUCUUGUUCCUGGUGUUCACUUUAGCCUACGUCACCACCCUUGUGAGCAACAUCACCCUCAUGAUGGUGAUAUGCCGUAGCUCCCAUACCCCAAUGUACUUCUUCAUUGGGAACUUGUCCUUCCUGGAUCUCUGGUAUUCCUCUGUCUACACACCCAAGAUCCUGCUGAACUGCAUCUCCGAGGACAAGAACAUCUCCUUCACUGGGUGUGCUACUCAGUUCUUCAUCUCCAGUGGCUUGGCCUACACCAAGUGCUACCUGCUGGCAGCGAUGGCCUACAACCAGUACAUGGCUGUCUCCAACCCACCGCUCUAUGCUGCUGCCAUGUCCAAGAAGAUGUGCAUGGGGCUGGUGGCUGCCUCCUACUCCACCCUCAUUACCAGCCGUAUGUUCACCCUCAGCUUUUGCAACUCCAAUGUCAUCGAUGACUUCUUCUGUGACCCGCCCCCACUAGAGAAGCUGUCCUGCAAUGUGACAGACAGCUACCAGGAACUCCUGUAUUUCUUCCUGACCUCCAAUGUCAUCCUCCCCUCUGCACUCAUCCUCAUGUCCCACGCCUCCAUCCUGGCUGACGUCCUGAAGAUGCGCUCAGUCGAGGGGCAGCGCAAAGCCUUCUCCACCUGUGCCACCCACCUCACCGCUGUCACUCUCUAGUACGGCUCCAUCCUCUUCAUUUACACCCAGCCCAGCUCCACCUACGUCUUGGGGAGGGACAAGAUGGUCUCUGUGUUUUACACAGUGAUGAUCCCCAUGCUGAAUCCCUUCAUCUGCAGCCUGAGGAACCAGGAGGUGAGGAAGGCACUGAAGAGACUGGUAAAGAGACAGACAGCUCCUUAA